CUAAACUGAACUGUGCUGUUCUCUGUCCUUUAGUUCACGGAGUAAAGAGCACACACACUUCGCUCCUCGCUCAAACUAUUACCUACAGCGGACACACACGGGAUAUUUUACAAUAGAUAGUUACAAGGAGUGUUCAUUGUCGCUAUCAUCCGAGACUUCUCGCUCAUGAUAUUUAAUUCUAUACUCUGAGAAUUUGAUGGAUUAUGCGCUGGACUGUUUUUUAAACUGGCCGCAAUCCUUAUGAUCUUGCUGGAUUUAAGGUCUGCUGUCAGUCUGAAAUGGUUGCCCGGGCGGUGACCAUUUUCCAUCAUGAGGAGCAAGGAGGCUCAUGCUGUCCACAUCCUUCUCCUCCACCCUGGGACCAAGCAGAGGACCUCAGCUACAUCACCACCACCUUCCAGUAUCUACAGACCUCAGGCUGGUACUGGGGUUCCAUCUCCGCAAGUGAAGCUCGGGAAGCUCUCCUGACAAAGUCUGAAGGUACGUUCCUGGUGCGGGAUAGCAGUCACCCUCAGUAUAUGCUGGCCCUGUCAGUGAAGACCCGCUGUGGACCCACGAGUGUACGAAUAGAGUACAGCAGGGGCUGUUUCUGGCUGGACUCCAUCUCCCCUGGUCUAUCUCACCUGCAGUCCUUCCCAGAUGUUCUCAGUCUCAUACAGCACUACAAAAUCUCAGGCCACACACCACAGGAACAGGCAUCUAAUGACAUCCACCCCAAAACAAAGACCGACCCUGCCAGGCACGCGGCUAAAGACAGCGGAGUUCCUCUAAAGUUGAUGCACCCCUUACACAAACCAGAGGCCUUCCCUUCUUUGCAGCAUAUGGCCCGCCUCACUAUCAACAGACACACAAACUGCACAGACCAGCUGCCACUCCCAAAGCCUCUGCUGCGCUACUUGCAGGACUACCCUUUCCACAUAUGAGAGUCUCUGCCCCCUUAGACACAGGACACAGAGACUGAACACAUGGCUCAGGGUCACACUCCAUGACCACACACACUGUGACUCUGGGACAGUUUGGCUCCCCGGACAGCAGAGACUGGCCCAGAGGGAGAAUAUUGUAAUGUUUCAAGUACAAUAAAGCUCAGUGCAACAUCAGCACUCAUGAAUGAGCUCAGUCUUAUUACAGUGCUACUGUUGUUCUCCAGAAUAAUAUCUUUAAUAUUUUUAUAUGUUUCAGCUUCUGUGAAUCCGUUUUAUUUCUACAAUGCCAAUACGUAAGCUUUUGUUUUUUUUUAAUCUUUACUUGCCCCAUUUAGUAAGAAGAGAGAGACGUACUGGUUUUAGCAUGUUGUUAGGUCAGUGGCCUCAACUGUGUCUUCAACAAAGCAGCUCAAACUGUUCCAGCAGACAUAACAAUUCAAAUAAUUUGGGUUUUCAUCUUUUUGUUUUUCUCUUCUU
Molecule: messenger RNA, 1400 nt
Organism: Seriola dumerili (greater amberjack)
Lineage: Eukaryota; Metazoa; Chordata; Actinopteri; Carangiformes; Carangidae
Product: cytokine-inducible SH2-containing protein-like
Exons: 3
Coding region: 279-923 (214 amino acids)
Biological process (GO): intracellular signal transduction; phosphatidylinositol phosphate biosynthetic process
Cellular component (GO): phosphatidylinositol 3-kinase complex
Molecular function (GO): 1-phosphatidylinositol-3-kinase regulator activity
Source: RefSeq, a predicted model, not a curated record